GAGGAAAAUCCUAUUAAUUUGUCAACCGAAGGUAUGAGUGCUGAGGAAAAGAAAUCUCACAAGAAGAAAGUCCAAAAGUGGGAGAAAGAUGAAUAUAGCUGUCGCAACUCUUUACUUAAUUGCCUUUCUGAUGAGCUUUAUGAUUACUAUGAAAGAACUUACUCCACUGCCAAGGAAACUUGGGAUGCUUUACAGAAAAAAUAUGACACUGAAGAGGCUAGUGCGAAGAUGUAUGCUGGUAGCCGAUGGUUGCGCUUCCAAAUGGUGGAUGACAAGUCGGUGGUGUCACAAAUUCGAGAGUUACAAAUGCUUGCUCAUGAGUUCCGGUCUAAAGGCAUACGAAUUGAUGACAAUCUCAAAGUUGUAGCCAUUAUUGACAAGCUGCCGCCUUCAUGGAAGGAGUUCCAAAAGACGAUGCGUCACAAGCAAAAGGAGAUCACCGUGGAAAAUCUUUUAACUCGUAUUCGACUUGGGCAUACUGCUAGAGUUUGCAAGUUCCGGAAGCGUGGGCCUACUCCACAGGUCAACAUAAUCGAGGAGCCCUUUGUGGCGAUGUUAUCUGACAUAAACAUGCUUAAUGGCGGUGAGGGAUGGUGGAUUGAUUCUGGUGCCACAAGGCAUGUUCCCGGCCAAGGAGAGGUGGAAUUGAAUUUUACCUCUGGAAAAACAUUGACUCUCAAAGAUGUGCUGUAUACUCCUCAAAUGAGGAAAAAUUUAGUUUCUGGAUUUCUUCUUGGGGGGGCAAAAUCAGUUUGGUUUGGUGAAGGAGAGGAAGAUGAGUGCCGGAGUUGCCGAGAUCUGAGCAAAAUCAGGGACGAUCUGUUAUGGUUUGUUGCUUCUGUUUGGUCCGGUGAAGGAAAGGAAGAUGAGUGGCGGAGUUGCCGAGAUCUGAGCAAAAUCAGGGACGAUCUGUUAUGCUUUGUUGCUUCUGUUUGGUCCGGUGAAGGAGAGGAAGACGAGUAGCGGGGAUGUGAGCUUUAUCAGGAGCUGUCAACGGAAGUGGAGCAAUGGUGAGCUGCCGACGAAGGUGCAGGGAAAUCGGGUUGCUUUGUUGCUUCUGUUCAGCGGUGGAGAUGACUAGAUGAGGCGGUGACUGGUGGUGAGAUCUUGACGGAAGUGGUGCAGAGAUCAGGUUGCUUUGUCGGAGGUGAUGAGGCGGUGAUUGGUGUGGUGAGAUGCCGAUGGAGUCAUGGCA
Molecule: messenger RNA, 1195 nt
Organism: Rubroshorea leprosula
Lineage: Eukaryota; Viridiplantae; Streptophyta; Magnoliopsida; Malvales; Dipterocarpaceae
Source: the annotation of a GenBank genome assembly